Molecule: messenger RNA, 475 nt
Organism: Cylicocyclus nassatus
Lineage: Eukaryota; Metazoa; Nematoda; Chromadorea; Rhabditida; Strongylidae
Source: the annotation of a GenBank genome assembly
AUGAUCUUACAGGUUACUCGUGGUAAAAUGCUGGCACUUCUCGUAAUUGCAACGGUUCUUCUCGCCAACGCCAAUGCACAAGGAAUAAACAAUGGUCUACCGGCUAAACCUCGAACACUGCCUGCCUGGAUACUCCGAAUACAAGUUGGAAGACAAACGAGGCAGCGGAAAAGCUCGAAUGCGCAACAUUCUACUCAACAGCUAUCUCAAUCGAGUUUGAGUGCCCAAGACCUACACCAUCAAUUACGAUCUCGUUUCUCGGAUAGGGAAAACCCUAGUGGAAAGAUAUGUCAUGUGUUCGGAGAUGUUGCAAGUUACAAUGAAUUCUGAUAUAAUCAUGUUCCUUAGAUGUAUAAAGUUUAGUACGUGGGAACCAUUGUCAUUUAUUCGACUAUCGCAUCAAUUCAAAACCUUCCAUGUGUUGUUGUGGUGUCUGCUGCCAGCUUUGAAGUAAUCCAAAAUCAAAUUGCUAACC